Molecule: messenger RNA, 309 nt
Organism: Dentiscutata erythropus
Lineage: Eukaryota; Fungi; Glomeromycota; Glomeromycetes; Diversisporales; Gigasporaceae
Source: the annotation of a GenBank genome assembly
AUGAAAAAAAAAGCGCCAGUGAUAUAUCAAUACCAUCAAAUAACAGAAACAACCCAAUCCAAAAUCAUAAAUAAUGAAAAGAUAGUGCUUAAAAAGGGCGAAGCUUUUUUUGAAAAGGAACAAACUCAAGAGAUAACUGAGACUAAACAAUGUGAUACACAAAUUAAAAUACCUGCUGCAGUUGGAAUCUGCUCUAUAGAGAAAGCUGGUCAAGAUAAAAGAAUUGGUGAACAAUUUGCAUUGCUUACUUAUUUUAAUAUAAUAGCACUCUGUAUUUGUCCUUUUCAACCUAAUUUCAUUAAAAUGUAA